Messenger RNA from Arachis duranensis, 891 nucleotides. RefSeq lists its product as uncharacterized. The coding region runs from base 1 to 891 and encodes 296 amino acids. The transcript has 5 exons. NCBI's taxonomy places the organism in Eukaryota, Viridiplantae, Streptophyta, Magnoliopsida, Fabales, Fabaceae. The record is from RefSeq and is a predicted model, not a curated record.
AUGUUAUCUAUUUGCAGCAAUCAAUUUUUUAGCAGUCAAGAUGUAACAAUAGGCAAUUAUAUCAAAUUAGACAAAGUUAUUGACUAUGUUGGGAGAAAAUCGCUGAGGCUCCGUGACCUAGGCAUAGCAAUCAAAGAAUUCAAGCUUAUCAUGGACUAUGUAGACCAUAAGUACAUGGCCCACCGUGUUGAUCUAUGGAUGAAGAUGGCUAUUGAAAGUGGUGGCGAAGUAUUACAUUUACAGCUUGGCCUCCUUGGUGACUUUGUAUUGGAGACAGUGUGGACAGAUCAUCUCAUUUCUCAUUGUCCUCUAAUUGAAGAUUUAACCGUGAUUGAUUGUGCUAAACUCAAGAAAGUUAAUGUUAAAGGAAUGCAUGAAGUAUAUAUUGAUGCUUCAAAUCUUGAGAGCUUAGAUUAUUGUAUUCAUCCAUAUGCAUCUUUCAAGCUGAAUUUAGAUAGUUGCACAAAUUUGAGAUGGUUGCGCUUAUGGAAUUUGAAGAGCAUUGAUCUUGGAGACGAAUGGUUUCUUGAACUCUUUUCUAAAAUUAAACCAGAGCAGGGUGCAUGGCAAGUUUCAUCUAUUCCUCCAACUAUUAAACGCUUGGAAUUAUUGUUUUCUCCGGAAGAUGAAGCUCUCUAUUUCCCUUUUAUGAAUUACUUGCUUUCAAAUUGCUGCCCGAACUAUACUUCAUUUUUGUAUGAGAUGCUGAUGGGCAGCGAGGAAGAGUGCCACUGCAGUUCAAGUAAUUCAAAAUGUUGGUGGCAUGCCUUGAAGAGUGUCAAGGUUCUUUGUACGUUCAAGAUUGAUGAGAACGCUGACUUUGAUACCAUGUUAGAUGCAUUGCCAACAUGUUAUUCUCAUGAAAGAGUUGGUUUUAUGUUAGAACUGUGA